Saccostrea cuccullata (small rock oyster) is the source of this 922-nucleotide messenger RNA. RefSeq lists its product as uncharacterized. Bases 29 to 922 code for a protein of 297 amino acids. The record is from RefSeq and is a predicted model, not a curated record. The transcript has a single exon. Lineage: Eukaryota; Metazoa; Mollusca; Bivalvia; Ostreida; Ostreidae.
UUCACGAGAAAAAGAACCCUUUAUUGAAAUGGCACACAGCAUUAAACGCUGUGACAGUGUGACCAUUAAUUCAUGCUCAGGAUUUCAGUUGCAGCAAAGAGAAUUGUGCCUCGCUUCGAAAAUCAAUAACCAAAACAAGGCAAACACAAUUCAAUGGGCAGAUGUCAUAAAUGAAUCGACAAUUUUAUCAUUUUUUACGGAAAAGAAAUUAGACAAUCUGAACAUUUUAGUUCAUUCUUUUAUUGAAAUUUGCAAAAAGGAAAAUAUUCCAUUCAUGCUGUAUGGAGGUUCGCUGCUGGGAACGUAUCGACAUCACGGUAAAAUACCGUGGGACGAUGACGUUGACGUUAUCGUCAGUUCAAAGGUCAAACGACGACUGCGAAGCAUUCUGGAAUCUGGAAUGUUUCAUUCCCUCAGUGUUUGGGGAGAUAUGUCAUCACAAUGGAAAGUCUUCAGAAAAAAUUAUAAUCAAUGGCCGUUCGUGGACGUCUUCUUUUAUGAUGAAAAUAAAACACACAUUUGGGAUACGGUUCCACAAUAUCGAGGACGUUUCGUAUUUUCCAAGAGUGAUGUAUUUCCGCUGGAUUACCGUUUAUUUAAUGGCUUGUGUCUUCCAGUUCCAAAAAAUAUAAAAGUGAUUUUAGAACAGAAUUACGAAAUUGACCGAUGUCAAAGUCCGAAAUUUGAUCAUUUGACCAAUAAUAGAAUUCCUUCCAAGAAGAGAAUGAACAUUCCCUGUAACAAACUCUUCUCCAGAUUUCCCUUUGUCUUCCGUGAUCAUGUUGAUCAAGUGUUUCCCAGCUCGUCGACUUUUAUCGAAAGCAAGAAAAACAUUGACCAAAGUCAGAUUCUGUCAACAGAGACACUAAUGUUAAAUGACAGUAUCAUUCUGUAUUACCAAAAUAAUAAUAAUAAAUUUUAG